CACCUCCAUACAACAUUUUUGAGUUUUCCAUCAGCCUCACUUUUUUUCUCUCUUUCCCUUUUCACACUCUGUUAAAUUUUAACAUGUCCUUCCAUGAAAAACCCUCAAAACCCGAAGUGUAACUCGUUGUUAUUCACAGCCAAGACUGCUAGGGGUUUCAAUGGAGAGCACCGACUCAUCCACUACGGGCUCGCAGCAGCACCAGCACCACCAGCCGAAUCUGCCGCCGGGGUUUCGAUUCCAUCCGACCGACGAAGAGCUGGUGAUUCACUACCUGAAGAAGAAAGCAACGUCUGCUCCUCUUCCCGUUGCCAUCAUCGCCGAAGUUGAUCUCAAGUUCGAUCCUUGGGAGCUUCCAGCUAAAGCUACGUUUGGAGAGCAGGAAUGGUAUUUUUUCAGUCCAAGGGAUCGGAAAUAUCCGAACGGAGCUCGGCCGAAUCGGGCGGCGACGUCGGGGUAUUGGAAAGCCACCGGAACUGAUAAGCCCGUGUUGGCUUCUGGCGGUACUCAGAAAGUCGGUGUGAAGAAAGCGCUGGUUUUCUAUGGAGGUAAACCCCCAAAAGGGAUUAAAACCAAUUGGAUUAUGCAUGAAUAUCGGCUUGCAGAGACCAAAGUUUGUAAUAAACCUCCUGGAUUCGACUUGGGCAAGAAGAAUUCUUUAAGGCUUGAUGAUUGGGUAUUAUGUCGAAUCUACAAGAAGAACAACGCGCAUAGAUCGAUGGAUCCUGAAAGGGAAGACUCCAUGGAUGAUAUGAUGGGACCCAUACCUCAAUCGAUAAGCAUGGGCCCAUGUCUACACCACCAGCACCAGCUCCAACACCACCACCAUCAUCAUCAGAAUUUAAAAUUUCAACUUCCAAAGGCCGCGACAACAACAGCAACAGCAGCAGCAACAAGCAGCAGCUUCGGAGCACUGAUCGAAAACGACCACAAUUUCUUUGAAGGGAUGUUGAACAAUGAUUCAACCAUGUCUCAGCAGUUCGUAUCAUCUUCCACAACCUCAACACAACCACCACCACCAGAGCUUAAUCCUAAUAAUAAUAAUUCUAUCAUCUCACCCACCAACAAUACAUUCUCUCUUAAAAGAGCGCUUCCACCAGGGUUGUACUGGAACGAUGUUGAUGAAGAUGAAGCUGGACCAUCGACGAGCAAAAGACUGCAAUUUGAUAACACUACCGAUGGGAAUAAUGCUGUUUUAAGGUCAUCCACUACCACGACGACGACGACAACGACGACGGAUGGGAAUGGGAAUGGGAAUGGAAAUGGACCGACUUCCAUUGCCGCUCUGCUUGGUCAGCUUCCGCAGACUCCACCGUUGCACCAGCAAGCAAUGCUAGGCUCUUUGGGAGAUGGGUUGUUUCGAGCUCCUCCUUAUCAACUUCCUGGAAUGAAUUGGUAUUCUUAGUUCGGAAAUUUCUAAGAAAAUUAUUGAUGGGUUUUUAAUUUGUUGGCUGCUCUCAUGUUUUAUUAUUUUAUAUAUAUAUAUAUAUAUAUAAAUAUAUAUAUGUGCAUGCUGCCUCUUAGGAGAAAUAUAUAAUUUGUAUAUUCAUCAGAAUUUGCUUCAGGUGGAAGGAUUGCCACCCAAAAAAAAAGCCAGAUGCUGUUAUAUACAAUAUUGGUGGGAAAUUAAUUAGUCUUGGAUUAGUUUGAAAAGAUUUGGAUUGGGUAUUGAACAGAGAGAUUUUGGGUUUUGUUAGGAAAUCAACCAAAAAAAAAAAAACACGUACAUUUGGCCUCAAAUAUAAUUUCGUUCUGUGUACGAGGCCAUAGCAAUAUAAAAUUUAUUCAUAAUUUGUUGUUUUUGAUGCAAAGAAGAGUUUCAAGACCAAGAUGCUUUUCAUUGUAGAAAAAAUAAAACAGGUUAGUUAUAUUAUUAUUUAUUA
Ziziphus jujuba (common jujube) is the source of this 1883-nucleotide messenger RNA. Its product is annotated as NAC transcription factor 56. Gene Ontology annotation, molecular function: DNA binding. Gene Ontology annotation, biological process: regulation of DNA-templated transcription; system development. The record is from RefSeq and is a predicted model, not a curated record. NCBI's taxonomy places the organism in Eukaryota, Viridiplantae, Streptophyta, Magnoliopsida, Rosales, Rhamnaceae.